Molecule: messenger RNA, 2025 nt
Organism: Leptinotarsa decemlineata (Colorado potato beetle)
Lineage: Eukaryota; Metazoa; Arthropoda; Insecta; Coleoptera; Chrysomelidae
Product: casein kinase II subunit alpha
Source: RefSeq, a predicted model, not a curated record
AGCCUUCAAUUCAGUAUAUCGUGGCGGGAUGGGACUUCCUUCCAUCUUGAUUCCGUAUCUUUACUAAGAAGCCGGCUUAGUAAGUGAAUUAAAAUAGAUCGGAAAAAUUUAUAAAUAAAUCUCAAAGUUAUCUAAGUUGCUAUGUGUUAGCUGGAUGUAUCAAUAAAUUAGUUUUCGCCGGAAUGAAUUAGGUAUGAUGUAUUUAAGAGUAGGCUUUAUCCAUUCUUGCUAGUCUAGUAUGAGGGGAAUGGCGAGUACCUACCUAUACGAGGCUCAGUUUGAAAAUCAUCAUUCAGUUUGAAAAAUUCGAAGAUAAUAAAAUGUAGUUAUGCUGAUAAAAUUUUCUAGAAUCGCUAAAUUGUGUUUUGAACAAGCGUGUAACGAAGGAAACAAAGCAUAUGUGCGACAUUUUGUAAAUAAUAAAGUGCUUUAUCAAAGAAUGGCAGUCCCCAGUCGAGCUAGAGUGUAUUCUGAUGUUAACUCACACAAACCAAGGGAAUACUGGGACUAUGAGAGUUAUGUAGUUGAUUGGGGCCAACAGGAUGACUACCAGUUGGUGCGCAAACUAGGAAGAGGAAAAUACAGUGAAGUAUUUGAAGCCAUUAAUAUAACAAAUAAUGAAAAAUGUGUAGUGAAAAUAUUGAAGCCUGUGAAGAAGAAGAAGAUAAAAAGGGAGAUAAAGAUUUUAGAAAAUUUGAGAGGCGGAACAAAUAUAAUAACAUUAGAAGCUGUUGUGAAAGAUCCUGUUUCAAGAACUCCCGCACUCAUUUUUGAGCAUGUCAAUAAUACAGACUUUAAACAACUUUAUCAAACUCUUACGGAUUUUGACAUUCGUUAUUAUUUGUAUGAAUUACUCAAAGCUUUGGAUUAUUGCCACAGUAUGGGUAUCAUGCAUAGGGAUGUCAAGCCCCACAACGUGAUGAUCGAUCAUGAAAAUAGAAAAUUACGUUUAAUCGAUUGGGGUCUAGCAGAAUUCUAUCACCCUGGUCAGGAGUAUAACGUAAGGGUAGCUUCAAGGUACUUCAAAGGUCCUGAGCUUCUCGUAGAUUAUCAGAUGUACGAUUACUCUUUGGAUAUGUGGUCGCUUGGCUGUAUGCUGGCGUCUAUGAUUUUCAGAAAGGAGCCUUUCUUUCACGGUCACGAUAAUUAUGACCAGCUAGUACGUAUAGCCAAAGUUCUAGGAACCGAAGAACUUUUUGAAUAUCUCGAUAAAUAUCACAUAGAACUAGACCCAAGAUUCAAUGAUAUUCUAGGAAGGCAUUCUCGGAAAAGAUGGGAGCGUUUUGUGCAUAGUGAAAAUCAACAUUUAGUAUCACCAGAAGCGUUAGAUUUUCUGGAUAAACUUUUACGUUAUGAUCAUUUAGAACGCCUUACAGCCCGUGAUGCAAUGGAUCACUCCUAUUUCUAUCCUGUUGUUAAAGAGCAGUGCAGAUUGAUGUCCACAGUAUCCUCAUCUCCUACUCCUCUAACCGGAGUAUCCGAGUAGCAUGCAAAUAAGGGAGCACAUACAUCUUUGCAUGUGGUGUCAUAUUUUGCCAUACUUUAAUAAUUGAAUUUUUUUCCAAACUCAUCCAUUAUUUUUAUUUGUAAUGUAUGCAGGUACUUCUAUCUUAUAUAACAUAAUUUUUAUUAGUUAUGAAAAAUGAUUUCAAAUGACUUGCGUUACCUGAGUAGUAUGUUCGUAUUCCUAAACUUCUUCAACCAGAUCCUUAGAAACCUUUUUGUUUUUUUUUAAUUUAAAGAAAUCGUUAAGUUCCUAAGGUCUAUUAACUUUUUUAUAUGGGCUAAUUGAUUUUCAAUAUCAUAUAUUGUGAAAUAAAAGUUUUGUCAUUGUUUGGAGCAUGCCUCAAGACUUUCUAUGGAGAUUUGGCCGCUGUUACAUAUAUUAUCAGAAACCAACAGCUUGUUAGUAAUAUAGUUUUGGGCUCUCUAGAGUUACAAACUAUCCGUGUUGUACUAAAGUUUCUUGAUACAUACAUAUAAACAAAAGGACAAGUAAUAAACAUUUUUAUUGUUCUAACUGAA